GCAGAGCAGGAGCUGUUGACACAAAUCCAGCCCAUGCUGGCCUCUGUGGGACAUGGCUACAACACGGCUGUGCUGCUCCGGGGCCGGGAAACAGAGGCACCCCGCUUUGUACCUCAGGUCCUGCAGGUGCUGUUUGAGGAGGCUCUGCCCGUGGGCAGCUCUCCUCCUGCGCUCUGCACUCUCAGUCUGGUGCAGGUUAGCCCAAGUGGGCAGACUCGGGACCUGCUCUCCUCUCGUCUGGAGGACCUGCCAGUACUGGAUGUGGCCCCUCUGGGCUUGGUGGUGAAAGAUGCCUGCGAAGUGGAGGUGUCUGACGCCCGAGCUGCCUCUGAGCUGUACCUGAAGGCUGCUGGGCAUGAAGGCAGAGCCUGCCCCCUGCUGCGAGUGCUGGCUGGUGAGGCUGCUGGGGAGGAAGAGGGUUCUCUGCCCUGGAUUGUGUCCUGGCUCCUGGAGGGGAACAGCUACAGUAGCUUACUUCUUCGUCUGGACCCACACGGUAGCUUCCCAACUCUGCUCCAGGCCGCUCUGUUGGGGGCCUCAGGAAAGAGGGUGCAGGUGCGAGAGGUGAGGCCCACCUUGUGGAACCCAGUAGAGGAGAUGAGGGCCCGUAGAGCCACUCUGAGGGCACUGCGUUUAGUCCUCCUUGGAGACACCUUGACAGAUGGUGGGUUGAACCAAUUUGGAAGGGCCCUCUGGGAGCUACAGGUGGUAAAAUCCAGGGGACCAAGAAGCCAUAUACCCAAAGGGGUUAGAGCUGAGGCUGUGGGGCUCCAAGAGCCAAAGGUGAAAGGCGAGCCACUGAGCUACAGUAAGCAGGGAAGACAUUUUGCUCAUUUGUCAGAGGCAGGAAGAAGAGGAUUUUUAGGGUCUCGGCUCCACCAAACACAUCCUCUCAGGCACUCUAAGGAACAGUCCCACCAGGCCCCAGAUGUGGCCCUGCAGUUCUUUCUGGCCCAGGCUCAGAGGCAGAGACUUCGAGAGCAGCACCAGAUUUGGAUCCAGGAAGAGCUGAAGCUCGUAGGACAUCAGGAGGAUGCAGCCUGUAAAGGGAUCAAAGGAAUGUUGGCGGGAGAGGCUUGUGAGGAGAGAGAGACACAACGGAAGGGGCAGGCAGCGCUGAAGCUUCAGGUGGCAGCCCUGCAGGCGGAGCGAGACAUGGCAGAGUGUGAUCUGGCGGCCCUCUAUGACGUGUGUGUACGGUCCACCCGAGCUCGGACACGCCACUUGCUGCAGGUUUUCCAAGCCUGGCAGGGGCUAUGGGAGGAGAAGGCAGUGGCCACAGAACACCAUCACCGCAGUCUGCUGGCCGCAGUCCUCCAAGACACCAUUGAUCUGGCCCUGAAGACCCAGGAGCUGCAGGCCAGGAACCAGCAGCUUGAGCAGAGUGCAGGCAGGGCCGGUUGUGCUGAAGCUUUGCCUGGAGAGGAACCCGAUCAGGGACACUGUGGGGCUACUUUCCUUUGUCCUCGUUCAUGAGGACCACACAGGGAGAAGGUGGGGCAAUUCAGCCAGGAUGGCCCUCUGAAAGGUUCAGGAAUUACACUGGCCUGCCCUGUUACCUGGCAGGAUACACUCAGGCAACACUCUGGCCAGCCCAGAGUUCUGUGAGAACCACGCAGGUGCAAAGGACCCCUUUAAAGGA
Molecule: messenger RNA, 1642 nt
Organism: Mesocricetus auratus (golden hamster)
Lineage: Eukaryota; Metazoa; Chordata; Mammalia; Rodentia; Cricetidae
Exons: 12
Coding region: 34-1476 (480 amino acids)
Source: RefSeq, a predicted model, not a curated record